Crotalus tigris (Tiger rattlesnake) is the source of this 3176-nucleotide messenger RNA. RefSeq names its product ras-related and estrogen-regulated growth inhibitor-like. The coding region runs from base 781 to 1473 and encodes 230 amino acids. The record is from RefSeq and is a predicted model, not a curated record. NCBI's taxonomy places the organism in Eukaryota, Metazoa, Chordata, Lepidosauria, Squamata, Viperidae. Gene Ontology annotation, molecular function: GTPase activity; GTP binding. The transcript has 5 exons.
GGACUUGGAUGACUGAGAAUCUCCACAGACGCUCGAACCGAGCGUUUCCGGGAGCGCCUCGGAGCCACGCGGAGCAACAGCGGCAGUAACCCCCACUCCUGCACACACACACUUUGUGCGGAGGUCACGCGCCCCCACUAAUCUAAUGCCCAGAAGCGGCGACUGAGGAGGGCGCAGCCAGUGCCAGCUUCCCUCCUGCUUGCCGUGGCGAAUGAGUUUGAGGGCUAGUUUGAGGGCGCUGCAGCGGGGCUCGUCCGACCGCCGUGGUUCUCCCCCGCUCCCCCCCCUCGCUUUUCUGUGCGCCUUAGCCUCUCUCGCGUGCGAGGGGCGGGGUCGGCGGCCCCAGAACUGGGUUACGCGAUCCCAGGAGGAGCCGACGGCGCUGCUCAGCCCCUCUUGGGCGGAGCUCCACGCCCCCUCCUCACACAGCCGUCGACGCCCCAGUGCCGAGUGGCUUGAGCUCCGGAGCCCGGGCGGUGGAUGGGGUUCCCGGUGGCAGCGAGCAGCUGUAUCCCCUCACGCGUCCUGCGAGCCGUCGAGCGCCGCCCUGGCCAUGAGUUUCCCGCGGCCGCUGCGCAGAGCCGUCAGCUUGACCCCCGCACGGACUCUCAGGCUGGUGGUGCUGGGACAGGGCGCCGUGGGCAAAACAGGUAUAUAAUAGAAAACUACUUCUGAAAUCUUGCCAAGAAAACUGCAGGGACUUUGUAGGCAGUUGCCAGUGGUGAAUGCACCAAACUCAUCAUCAUCCAACUCUGAAAAGAGGACUGAGGGCUGCCGAAAAUGCCUUUGCAGGCCACACACAACUGCAGACCCAAUACCAGUGCUUUAGGAUUAUUCUACAAGUUAAGCAAUUCUGCAUUGACAGUAAGAUUCAUCACCAAGCGAUUUAUUGGUGAUUAUGACCCUACUCUAGAGAUGAUUUACAGGCACACAGCAGUCAUAGAUGGAGAGAUGGUUCAUUUUGAAAUUCUUGACACAGCAGGGCAGGAGGAAGACUCUCUCCAAAUUGAAGAAAAGAUAAAGUGGGGAGAUGGAUUUGCAGUAGUUUAUUCUGUCACUGACAGGUGUAGCUUUGAUGAGGUGAUGAGGCUGUGCUUUCUCAUCAACCAUAUCCAUUCUAGCCCAAAGCGGAACAGUGCUAGUGGAGAACCGCCGGUUGUGAUUGUUGGAAACAAGAAGGACCUACAAUUUGACCGAAUGGUAACCUUUGAGGAUGGAGAAAAUCUCUCCAAGGCUCUGAAGCAUCCUUUCUAUGAGAUCUCUACCAGGGACAGUUAUGAAGAGACUGUGAUGGUCUUCAACACCCUAUAUGGUGAGCUGAUGAAGCAAGGGCACUUUUCCCCAGGGUCCUUCAAGAGGCGAGCAUCAUCUAAAUUAAUGGAAAAGAUUCCUAAAAUUCAUGCCAAUUCAAGUUUAACUUCAGCAGGCAGGAGUCUCAGCUUCAAUUCAUUCAGGGACUACAUCCCAGAGUGAACAUUUGUCUAAGCUGUUGUACAGUGAUGUUCAAAGUACACAGAGCCAGUUCGAGAUAACAAGGGAGAGGUUGCAGAAUUCGUAGCACAAAGGGCAAGAGGCCUGCACGUUGUUAGGAAAGCUUUUUUUUUUUAAAAAAAAAUUCCAUCAAAAUUGGAGUAUCUGAGUUUGAUCCUUAGCUGAUAGCACAAGGCUAUGUGAUGCAACAGAAUAACUUACUGGAUGAUACCAAUGGACAAUCUGUACCUGAAUUUUUAUUUCCAAAACAUAUUUCUGAAAAUCCAACCCAAAAUUAAUGAUUCUUCCCCCCCCGUUAUUGUCUCCUAACAAUUAAUAUUCACAGUCAAUAAUAGUAGCCUACAAUCUCUGGCCCAAGGGGUUCCAUUUAGCCAAUGUUUCCAGUAUAUUUCACUUGGCCUAUUCCACAUAUCCUCCCCUAUGAAUUUGUUUCUUCCAUUUUAAACUAAUUGAAGCCAGUAGCCAUCUUAAUGGCAGAAAAUUCUAAAAGUAAGUGAGUUGUGGCGUGUUCUCAUGUAGAGUCUUUUGAAUUUGGAUUUAAGAGCACUGUGAAGCACCAUUGGGUUGGGCCCUUUUUAUUUUCCCUUCAACAAGAAAAGCAGUCAACUAAAUGUCUUUGCAAAUGGGAAUUCAGGUGCUGAAUUCAACAAUCGCUGAGCCGUGUUAAAUGUUGAUCUAUCUUUUAUGUGGUUUACAACAGGGGUUGAAAAGGUCUUAGAUAUACUGUUAUCUCUCUGGUUCUUACUAUUGAUCUGUUUUUUCCAACAAGAAUAUUAUAUGUGCAUCUUUUACAGACUGAUUAAGACCAUUGUUAUUAUUUGUUUUGGAUGGAUGCAGUAAAAACCACCCUUAAUUUAGUCAAAUAUACUUAGGCCACUGAAAAUGCUGGCUUGAUCUAUAGGCCUGAGUAAAAAGGGUGCUUUAUUUGCAUAAGAAGGUAUAGUGAGAUCAGUCUUUGUGGCCAGAGGGAAGAGGUGAAUUCAGAGAACGGGGCAAGUUUACAGGAUCCUACAACUUAGUAUUUAAAUGCUUAUUAAGUCUACUGCCAGGAAAUUCCAGGUACUCUUUACCAGAGUAAUUUGAAUUCAGAUAAUUUAGGUGCUGUGGAUAACAGGAGCCAAGAAUGUGUUCAUCUGCCUCCCCACUUUUCAGAUUGUGCUUGAAAAUGUGAAAAUAUGAAGCUGCCUCAUGGGAAGGUCCUUCUAGCCUAUGAGUUUCUAGUUGGACAGAUGGGAACUCUUUAACAUCUCAGGUUCACUGUUCCUUGAGAAGCUUUGGCAAAUAACAUGUUCCUUAUUUAAAGAAAAAUAACUGGAGAAAUGCUUGAAGCAUAUAUAAUUUGCCACAGAUCUACUGUCCCUCUUCAAGCUAUUUUUUUCCCCUCUGGGAGCUUCAUCUACUAGGCCGAUGCAUUGCUCAGACUCCCAGGCACCUGCUGUUUUGGAGGGCGAGAUGACAGAUUAGUUGAUUCAGUUUGUUCCCUAAGGCUCCUACGUGGCUUCUCUGCAUUGGAAAACAGCCGCCUGCUCACUACCUACUACUCACUUCUUUACAGUGGUUGGUGUGGCUUCUUUGCCAUGCAGCACACAGAAACAAAAAGAUCUGUGUCUUAAACAUGCAGAUAUUUUACAUACACACUAAGGGAUGCUCUGUAUUUCUAAAAAUAAUAAAUAUGUCUGUACUAA